Phoenix dactylifera (date palm) is the source of this 1402-nucleotide messenger RNA. Its product is annotated as protein CANDIDATE G PROTEIN-COUPLED RECEPTOR 2-like. Gene Ontology annotation, molecular function: G protein-coupled receptor activity. Lineage: Eukaryota; Viridiplantae; Streptophyta; Magnoliopsida; Arecales; Arecaceae. Gene Ontology annotation, cellular component: plasma membrane. The record is from RefSeq and is a predicted model, not a curated record. Gene Ontology annotation, biological process: G protein-coupled receptor signaling pathway.
UAAUGUGCGUUAAGAUACGCGAAAUCGGAUCCCGGCAGAAGGUCGGAGACUCCGGGCCUCGUUCUCAUCUCGACUUCGAAGGCGCUCUCUUCUUCUUCCUCCAUACCACCUAGGGUUAGGGUUUCUGAGAACUUCUCCUUCCGAUCUCCAGCGUUUGACGAUUGCUCCGUUUUCUAACCCUGGAUCGACGUUAUUGAUUCGAUCGGCUUCGAAGUCGAGGGUUUCUCGUGAUGCGCUCCUGCGAAGAGCCGCGGAGAUGAGAGGACUUGUGAAAAUCUCGGGGCUCCCUCUCGCGAUCUCGCCGGACGGGACUCAUCCGGCGGACGGAGAGGGGAGCGGGCAGGCGUUUUCGUCAUGGGUCUCGGAGUGUCACGGGAUCUGGUACAACCUCGCCCUGAUCGUUCCGUCGGCCCUUUUCGUCGUGUACCUGGCUUCCCAUGCGCGUAGGAGCUUCGCAAAGGUCACCUAUGGCCGGUCUUACAUCAUGAUCGCGUACUACGCCCUCCUAUGGCUCGUUAGCAUUUUGAAUCUCUUGUGGUGCGCUCUCCAGGCAUGGCAGUGUACUCCUGGAAAGGAAUUCUCAUGGAAUAUGUUAUCGUUGUUUACAAAAUCAGGAAUGUUGUUCUUGGAAGUUAGCUUGGUGGCCUUUUUACUUCAUGGAAAUCAUGCAAGUGGGCUGGAAGCUUUAACACGUACAUUUGUUAUCUCAGGAGUCAUAGUUUCUGCUGAUAUAUUACUCAAGGCUCUCUAUGCAUUUGGUUUUGGAGUUCCAUUAUUCAUCGAUAAUAGUGAAUCAGCCAAUCGUGUGAAAUGGGGUUUGUGGAUUGUACACAGGCUGUUGCUUACUGCAGUUUAUGGCUUAAUUUUCUUCAUGCACCACUCAAAGUGGAGAGAAAGGUUACCAGCAAGACCGGCAUUCUACAACUACAUCUGUGCAAUGUUCUUACUGAAUCUGUUAUCGCUGUUUGCCUGCGUGCUAAUGGGAAAUGGAGCUGGAUUUGGGCUUUGGUUGUUCAAUCUAACAACUAUAUGCUACCACUCUCUUUAUCUUCCACUUCUGUAUGUAACAUUCCUGGCAGAUUUUUUCCAGGAGGAAGAUUUGCGGUUGGAGAAUGUCUACUACUCUGAGAUGAAAGAUGCUGGUUUCUUUGAUUCUGACUGGGAUUAAUACCUCAGCACCUUUUCAACAUGCGAUUGUAAAGCUGUCUAAGAUGAUCAAUCACUUAUCAUGACUUUGUAAGUAAGUGCAGUACUGGAUCCUGUUGGAUUAAAAAAAAAAUUGUAUGAAUCAACUGACUACAUGAUUCUCAUGUGUCAGAUUGAAUGCACCAGAAAUGUUUAUAGUGAUAUACUCUUAACAAUGAGCUAUUUUUUGUUAUUGGAUGCAAGAUGUUCUUCAAGA